Molecule: messenger RNA, 4525 nt
Organism: Culicoides brevitarsis
Lineage: Eukaryota; Metazoa; Arthropoda; Insecta; Diptera; Ceratopogonidae
Gene: Ptip
Product: PAX-interacting protein 1
Exons: 4
Coding region: 22-4281 (1419 amino acids)
Source: RefSeq, a predicted model, not a curated record
AGCUGUAAAUUAGUGACUAAAAUGUCUGAAAAUACGCUAAAUCUCGAGAACCUCCAGAUCAGCAGCGACUUAUUCAAGAGCGUAAAAUGCUAUGUGUCGGGAACGCUCGAUCCAAAGGUUGAAUCGUUGCUCACGACGGGCGGCGCAACAAUCGCCAAAUUCAUGGUAGACUACAUCACACACGUCAUUUGUGGCAAAAACUACGACGAGACUCACAUUUCGGAAGCGAUAGAUUUGUACGGGAAGCCAUCCGUGAACGAAGAUUGGGUCAUUGCAUCCGCGAAAAUUGGAAAACUUGCUGUUGUUCGUCCUUAUUUGCCGACAAUUGGGAGCUCGAGUAAUGGAUUAUUCAAUAGAUUUGUCUUUUCCAUGUCGCAACUCGAUUUGACUGACAGAAAAAACUUGUAUGGGCUGCUAACCUUUUACGGGGGAAAAGUUCAGAAGGUCUUUGAUAACAAAACGACGCAUUUAAUUUGCGGCGCGGCGCAAGGAGCGGCUUAUAAAAAGGCUUUGGAGCUUGGGAGAGUGAAAGUAACUGUCAUAACUCCCGAUUGGAUAACGGAAAGUGUGAAAAAUAAAACUUUAUUGAAUCCGGAAACGUUUCAUCCGCGACUUUUGGUUGCUCCGACGACACAAAAUGUCAAAAUUGUGAAGCAACCAACCCCGAUAAUCCAACAAAAGCAACAAGUAGACGACAGUCAAUCGUUAUCGAGCAUCAUUGGACUCGAUUUCGAAGAAAGCAUCGCAAAAACGGAAGUUCCGACAACCAGUGCGGGCGCUGUAGCGAAUGUCAAUCAACAAAAUGUCUCUCAAAACGCAAAUCAAGCUCCAUCUACUGAACCUAAUGCUGUUCAAAAUCAAAUUUCGACCCAAAAUACCCAAAUUUCGCAACAACCUCAAACGAAUCAGCAACAAAUUCAGCAAAAUCCUCCUCAAAACUCUCAGGUACAGCAAAUAAAUGCCCCACAAACGUCUCAAACAUCGCAAAAUGUCAUCAUUCAACAGCAACAAGUGACGGUCCAAGGCAAUCAAAUAAUCCAGCAACGUCAAGGAAGCAACAUAAUCCCCCAAAAUGUCAAUGUCACGCAAAUUUCACAGCAGCAAUUCAAUCAAAUCGUUCAAAAUCAACAAGGACAAACGCAAAAACAGGGCGGCAACAUGUACGUAUUCAAAACUCAAGCGACUCCGGAUCAACAAAACCCUCAGGGAAGCGUUAUGAUCCAAUCGAGCGACGGAAAUGUGCAAAAUAUGCAAAUUCAACAACAACAAAUCACCCAAGAUGGACAAGUUUUGCAAUCACAAGCAUCGCAACAGCAGCAAUUCAUGACGAAUCAAGGUCAAACCAUCAUUCGAGGUCAAACUCAGAUGCAAAUUCGUCCUGGAAUGCUUCCAAACCAGCAGCAGGGACAACAAAAUCAACAAUUUGUCCAGCCAAUGCAACAAGUAAUCCAUCAAAGACCCAUCGGAAUGGUUCCCGGAAGUCAACAAGCCAAACCUGGGCAACAGCAAAUCCUCGUAAAUCAACAAGCAUACAAUAUUCAACAAACGCGCAUCAUUACGUCGCUUCCAUCGGGUCAGCAAAUCAUCACGUCACAACCUCUGAACCCCCAAGCGAAGAUAAUUCAGCAAAAUAUCAUCCAAGGACAGGGUAACAUCAACAUUCAAAAGCAACAAAUUCAACACAUGAAGCCCGGAUCGCAAGGCGGAACGAUGAUUAUUCAGCAAAAUACGUCGCCAUCACAGCAAAUGCCGAAUUCGCAGCAAUCACAAAUGGGGCAACAACCUAUGGGACAAAUGCAGAUGAAUGUUUCGCCGCAGCAGCAGCAGCAGCAACAGCAACAAACCGGGCAAUGGACUCCCCAAAGUCCCGUAAAUCAACAGGCGCAAGUGCAUCAACAAGUUAUCAAUUCGCCGGGCGGGCAACAAAUUCAAGUUCAAGGUCAACAGCAAUUUAUUCGCGGCGCUCGUCCCCCCGUGCAAAGGCAUUUAAUUCAAUUAGACCCGCAAACGCAUGCCCAGCUACAAAAAAUGGAUCCAAUUAAGAGACAAGAGUAUUUGGUGCAAUUACAGCAAAAGCAGAGGAUGAUGAUGCGACCUCAGGGGAUGCCUCAGGGAAUGUUAGCGACACAAGGACCUCGUCCGGGUACUCAACAAAUACUGAUUCGCGGGCAAAUCCCUCCCGGAUUGAAUCAACAACAGCAAAUGCAAUGGAUUCAGCAGCGACAACCGAUUUUGGUGAGGCAAACAGCUCCCGGAUUGACUCCAAUUGCAGGUCAAGCCCCUUCAGGACAACCUCAGUUUCAAAUUGACCCAAAUUCGACAAAUCAACAGCAAAUCCAGAUGCAACGUCAGCAAUAUCAACGAUUGCAAAUGCAACGCGACGGUCAAAAAACGCCCGGAACUCCCGUUUCGCCACGCGGACCUGGAUUUCCUGAUGAUCCAGCGAACGCCCAGCAACAAAUUAUCAUCCAAGAUCCAAAUGCGCUGCCAAAUAAUGCAAAAACUGCAUUGGCGAAUAUGCUUUCGAAUCGUUUGGGCAAGGAAGAACAAUCCGCCGCAGGCACUUUACGCCUUAUGACGGCACAGCACAAUGCGAACAUGAAUCAAGUUGUUCAACCACGUACUCCGCAAGAGCUUCUCGCGUUACAGCAACAGCAGCAGCAAACGCAGCAACAGCGUCGAACCUUGUCGAAUAUCACAAAUGCCGCGGGAGGACAACAACCGCCAUCGCAAAUGCCUCAAAGUCCCAUCGUGAUCCCCCAGUCGCCAUCCGGGAUUAAAGCUGCGAUGUUUUCCCCGAAUCGCGUUGCCAUCCAAAGACCUCAAUAUUUCGGACACAAUCCAAAUUUGAAACUUCCCGCGGAUCUUUUCCUGCUGGGAUGCAUUUUUCAUAUUGUCGAGUACGACGAGACAAAUGCCAAAGAUCUGCCGGAUUGGAAAGAACUCAUCAAAAAAUACGGCGGAACUGUCGAGGAAUGUUACAGCGGGCGCGUUACUCACGUUCUUUGUCGCACACAACGACAUGGCGUCGUAAUGCAAGCGAUUCGCGAUGGGAAAAGAUGUGUAACAGCUUUUUGGUUAAGUGACGUGAUUGGAAGUAAGAUUUUUCAACCGCCGUGGCAAGCAUUGCAUUUACCUUCGCCGCCAACGUUUGGAGUGCAAAAGCCUUGUACGAAGCAGAUUAUGUCAAUUACGGGUUUCGAGGGAGAAGAGAGAGAUCGAAUUAAGCAAAUGGUGAUCGAGUCAGGGGCGAAACUCACGGAAUACUUUUCGCGACACAAUUCAGUGUUGAUUUGCAAGCGAAUCAAUACGGAGAGUAAAAAGUAUAAGAAGGCGAAGGAAUGGGGAACGCCAAUGGUGAAUGCGAUUUGGUUAAGUGAUAUUUUACUCGGGAAUUUGAGCUUGAUGUCGCAACAUGAUCACACGAAAUAUCAACAAUAUAAUCUGCAGUCGCCGUUUAGGAUUGAUUUUGCUUUGGUUACGCAAAUUAUGAAUGCAUGGAAACAAGCAAUAAGUUUGACACAAGAACACGCAGAACGCUUAAAACGAUGUGCAACAGAACCGCCGCCAAAUUUGAACAAAAAACCACGAACACUGCCGCCUUUGGAACAAAUUCCCGAAGAAAUUAACUGCACAAAAAUGCCUGAUCCUGACAAAGUCCCUAAAGUCAUGUUCUCCAACGUUGAUAACGUCGAUGGAUUAUCAAGAGCUGUAACGGUGCUUGGAGGUCAACUCGUAACUGAUUCUGCAGAAGCAACUGUCCUUGUGAUGACUCGCGUGAAGCGUUCAAGCAAAUUUCUUUACGGAUUGUGCGUUUGUCAACAUAUCGUCUCUUCCAAAUGGCUCGUCGAAAGUGCCAAAGAAGGUUAUUUCCUGCCUUUAGAGAAUUAUCCGCUUACAGAUCCCGAUUUCGAAGCGGAAUACAAAUGUGACAUUCAAAAAGUUCUCCAAUCGCCGCUUCGCAAAACGCUUUUCGAGGGAAAAACUUUUUACGUUACGCCAAAAGUCUUUCCCGCAAUCAAAGAUUUGACGAGAUGGAUCGAGCUGUGCGGCGGAAAAGUGGAGAAAACACGAAGAUCGAAUGCGCGGAUUCAAGAUGCGAAUCUCCAAAUGCCCGGAAGUUACAUGAUAAUCACAUGCGAAACGGAUUUGCAUUUGGUGCAAGCACUCACGAAACCCGGCAAAAGUUAUUGCUCCGUGUGUUCGAGCGAAUAUGUGAUGCAAUCAAUUAUGCGGCAAGUCUUGAAUUUGGAACCGCAUCUCAUCAGGGCGAGCAAAUGAAGCAAAUUAUCACAGAGAAGCCUUUUUUUCUAUAAAACUUCACACAAAAAUUGUUUUAAUUCUUAGAUGUACAUUGCGAAUAUUUAUCCACACAAAACACUUUAACUAUUAUUAUUAUUUUAUUUAAAAAUUACAAAAAAAAAAUGAAAAAUGUUGAAAAUACGAAUAUAUUUUUUACAUAAAAAAAUUCUUUAUGUAUAUUUUUGGCAAAUAUGUAAAUCUAUUAAAAUGUAAUAAAACUAUA